Molecule: messenger RNA, 1400 nt
Organism: Chenopodium quinoa (quinoa)
Lineage: Eukaryota; Viridiplantae; Streptophyta; Magnoliopsida; Caryophyllales; Amaranthaceae
Product: protein DCL homolog, chloroplastic-like
Exons: 3
Coding region: 96-587 (163 amino acids)
Biological process (GO): chloroplast organization; chloroplast rRNA processing
Cellular component (GO): chloroplast
Source: RefSeq, a predicted model, not a curated record
CCGCCACUCGGCUUUUCCUUCACCACCAUAAACUCCUCAUUCCCUGUUCUCUAUCCUCCUUCUCUACACUGCAUUGCACUACACUUCCCUUUUCCAUGGCUGCGCCUCCUCUUCUGCGAGGCCUGCCCCUUCUCCGCCUUCGCCUUUUCCUUCACAACCACCAUGAACUCACCGCCGUCUUCAUCAUUCCUGUCCGGCGUCGCUUCUGCUCAGCGGCCUCUUCUGAGUCCACUCGCUCGGAGGAGGAUGUAUACUCGUCGGCGAAUGAAUUGUUGAGGGUUAAAGAGCCUCCCAAAUUAUUCGACGGAAUAGAUGAGCUUAAUUACAGAAAAUGGAAAGAUAAAGAAGAUGAGAUUCUUCGGGAUAUUGAGCCUGUAACUUUUCUUGCCAAAGAUAUUAUCCACUCUAAUAGGUACAUGGAUGGGGAACGUCUUACAUCUGAUGACGAAAAAGUUGUCAUAGAGAGGUUGCUUGCUUAUCAUCCUCGUUCUGAAGAUAAAAUUGGAUGUGGACUAGAUUCAAUUAUGGUGAAAUCAUCGAUAAAAAGGAUAAAGUACUUGUUAUCACCAAGAGAUAAAGUUCGAUGAGGUCCACAAACGUUUGCAAUUUUUUUAUGCUCUCCACACGUUCUCCUUCGAGAAAGGCAACUUAUGUUGCUUGCCAAAUUGACAAGACUCACAAAGAUCAUUAGAUAUACAAAUUGCAUUCUUGUGAUGUUCAUUGAGAGCAAUUAAAGUGUCCAUACCUCCUAUGCUAUAGCCAUGUGUCUGUUGAGUUUGCUGCAUUCACAUUCUCUACUGCACUUCAAUAGAAAGCUUUUGUUUUCCAUCGAGACUUUUACAAUCUCUUUCUUAUUCGAGUCAAUGAUAGUUCAAUGGUUAUUCUCAAAGAUAAGUUAAAAACCAUUGUUAACCAUUUGAGCAACAGUAAGCAAACUCUCAUUCAAAUCUAGAACAAGGAGGACAUCAUACCUUUCUUGGUUUGAACACCAGCGGACUAUACAAUAGCACCAUUUCCCAUACGAACUGGAACUUUGAUGGAAGAGUUAAAUUUGCAAGAUAAGCUUGAAUUGAUUGUUAUGUAGGAUGUGCACCCACUGUCAAUAACCAUCUUUCUUUGCUGCUACAGGCGCUCAUUGCUUGACGUGCAUAAAACAAGUGAUGAGGCCAUACUUUAACUACUAAAUUUGUUGAUUUGGUAUUCAAGGGUCAUGGGCUAAGCAUCACCACUAAUUCAAUAUGCAAGUGCUUGAUUUAAAUUGAACUAGGUUUUUUUGCUUAGCCCGUGACCCUUGGAUAAAAAAUUUAGCAUAUAAAAUCUAAAAUCCAUCCUCUUUAAAUUGCUAAGUAUGAUUGGACACACGCGUAAAAUGUAAGAAGAAAAACUAAAUUUGGGGGGGG